Molecule: messenger RNA, 3405 nt
Organism: Myotis lucifugus (little brown bat)
Lineage: Eukaryota; Metazoa; Chordata; Mammalia; Chiroptera; Vespertilionidae
Gene: TIRAP
Product: TIR domain containing adaptor protein
Exons: 5
Coding region: 740-1492 (250 amino acids)
Biological process (GO): signal transduction
Source: RefSeq, a predicted model, not a curated record
GUGGUGGGUGGAUGGAGGAAGUUAUCCAAGGGAAGGCCGACUUAGAGGAAACGUUUCUUGAGGCUUUUUACAUGUGUUCCUUCUCUUUGCUCAGCAUCUGCCUGCCUGGAUACAAAAUGAUUUGUCCACAUAGCAAUCGUGCCUCUCCCAUUUCAGCAUUUACACCGGACGUCCCUGUAAAGAGCUGCCUGCCGGCUGCCCUUCCCCAGCUGCCGGAUGCCCUCCAGGCCAGGCGGAGCGGAGAGCCGACCCUGCUGGUCAUGCCGAACCCAUCUGAUGGCUGUCCCAUGAGGUCAAGACUGGGUCUCCUCCCUUCCCCCACGUUACCAAUGCCUGGUCUCAUGGGGUUAGUUUUGAACCUAACACUAUGGCCUCAUCCACCCCCUUCCCGGCUUCUGGCUCCAGGUCUAAGAAGCCUUUGGCCAAGAUGGCUGAAUCAUUCAGAGGAAGGGGCCAAGCAGAGAGAGAAAACACAUCCAUCUCCGGAACACCAAACUUUCUGUCCCUACCAGAAGCCGGGGAGCUGAGCUGAAAUCAUUAUGGAGUACUGACAAUAUGCCAGACACUGCAUGAUCCCAGUUAAUCUUCAACAACUAAAACGAACCCAUUUUACAGAUGAGGAAGUGGAGACGUAGACUGACUUGCUUAAGACCAUGCAGAAAGCCAGCAGGUCCAUUCAGAUCUCUGUUUGACUCCAGAGUGCUGGCUCAGGCAGGCGCUGUCCAAGAAGCCCAAGGAGAUGCCUGUGUCCCAGGAAACCACCUCCAGUGAUGCUCCACCACGGUGCUCGGAUGACCCCCCAUCCCCGGACCUCAACUCCACUGCAUCGGCCGAGUCUCCCGCUGCCCUGCCACCUGCACUGGAGAGCGCCUCCUGCAGCAGCAGUGGUGGGGGCGCCUCCUGCAGCAGCAGUGGUGGGGGCGCCUCCUGCAGCAGCAGUGGUGGGGGCGCCUCCUGCAGCAGCAGUGGUGGGGGCGCGGCCAGCAGCAGCAGUGAUGGGGGCGCAGCCAGCAGCAGCAGCAGCGGCCGCUGGAGCAGGGACUACGACGUGUGCGUGUGCCACAGCGAGGAGGACCUGGCGGCUGUGCAGGAGUUGGUGGCCUACCUGGAGGACAGCCCUGCCAGCCUGCGCUGCUUCCUGCAGCUGCGGGACUCCGCCCCGGGCGGCGCCAUCGUGUCCGAGCUGUGCCGGGCGCUGGACAACAGCCACUGCCGCGUGCUGUUCAUCACGCUGGACAACAGCCACUGCCGCGUGCUGUUCAUCACUCCCGGCUUCCUGAGUGACCCGUGGUGCAGGUACCAGAUGCUGCAGGCCCUGAGCCAGGCCCCGGGGGCCGAGGGCCGCACCAUCCCCCUGCUCGUCGCCGGCCUGGCCAGGGCCGCCUACCCAGCCGAGCUCCGCUUCAUGUACUUCGUGGACGGCCGGGGACCCGACCAAGGCUUCCGCCAAGUCAAGGAGGCCAUCCUGCGCUAUCUGCAGCACCUCAGCUGACACUCUGCCAUCACCGAGGGACCCAGGACGCUGGCAACAAGCUGGAAAUCAAGUGAGAGGGCGCGCAGGGCCUGGACCCCGCGGCAUGACAGGGCCCAAGGAACCAGAGUUGGUAGCGUUUUGUAUGUGAUGCCGGGAUCAGAUUGCCCAGCGGGCUUCCAUUAUUGUGGGUUCCCCAAGAAGGCCCUAGAGAAGCUGGGGACUCCCCUGGAAGGCGCUAGGGAAGCUGGGGACUCCCCCAGGAAGGCCAUGAAGAAGCUGGGGACUCCCCAGGAAGGCCAGGGGAAAGCCAGAAAGGGUUUUUAGGAGGUGCUGAUACCAAGAUGACCACCCGUGUUUUGCCUCCUCCUUAUGGGACGUGAGUCUGGCACAUCCCUAUGUCUUCUUCCCCUGGGAUCGGGCUCUGGUGUAGAGACGCCUUCCUCCUGAACAGGUGGCUCACCUGGUGAAUCAGCUAGAAGCCUAGGGGGCAUGUUUGUUUAUUCCUGUUGCCGGGGAAACCCUGGGACAGAUGUCAGGAGGAAGGCACAGGUGUCGGGUUUCUCACCCUCACACUGCUGCCUUCUCUUCCCCUUCACUCACUUUAGAAAGCUACAUGGAACUGCACUCAGCACCGUGCUGUAUGUAUUUUACUGCGUGCAGGUCAUGAAAGACUCAACUCUAGAAACCAUUCUGAAUUAGACUAUUGAGGGCGGGGGGCGAGCGGGGGGUGGGGGUGGUAAAGAGAAGGAAAGCUAGGACCUUUGAUGUGGGAUCAAAAGCCCGCCCGCCCACGCUUUGACAUGUGGGGCCGCAUUAGGGGUCUGGCUGGAGCCCAUGCUUUGCAGUAACUUCUUCACCUCUGCACCGAGAGAAACCAGCAUUUUUCUCCUGCCGGAGGACUGUGUGCCCUUGUAGGCCAGGCAAGGUUCCUUCAUCAGUUCUCAGUAAAAGUUGAUUGUUGAACCGAAAUCAAUCUCAUUCCCCCAAUGUGUACUAUUGUGCCUCUUCCUUCACUUCCCCCUCCUUUUACUGAAAAAUAUUUAUACAUAUAUUAUAUAUAUUUGUAAUUGAGAUACAAUUGGCAUUUAACAUGUUUCAGGUGUAUGAGUCGAUAUUUGUAUAUAUUGUGAAAAUUUUUUAUAUUGUUAACUAUGAAUUAUUUUAUUACACACAAAAGGGCUAAAGCAUACUGUCGUUUACAUUCACGUACCUUCCACCCAGCUGAAGAAGUAAAACGUUACCACCCCUAGGGUAUUCCCUCUGUGCCCAAAUUUUCUUCCAAAUUAGUUGUGUCAAUUUAUGUCCUUACCACUUGUGUAUGAGUUCCCACUGUUUGAUGUUCAUGCUAACACUUAGAAUGAUCAGAUUUGAAAAUGUUUGCUAAUCUGAUGGGUGAAACCUGGUAUCCUAUUAUCAUAAUAUUCUUGUUUUCCUUUUUAUCUUUUUUAUAAAGAUUUGGUGAGUCCCCAUAUGUCCAAUGCCCAGCUUCGACAAUUACCAACCCAGAGCUAAGCUUAUAUCAACACUAGAGGCCCGGUGCACAAAAUUUGUGCACUGGGUUGGGGGGGGUUGUCCCCUCAGCCCAGCCUGCCCCCUCUCACAGACUGGGAGCCCUCAGGGGAUGUCUUACUGAUGACUUAGGCCCACUCCUUACUAUGGUUUUUAAUAACCUUGAUAACUUAUAGGUCAGUCCUUUCUACUCUGCUUUUUCAUCAAAACCACUUUGACUUAUUCCUUUCUUCUUUUAUAGAAAUUAUUUAAUUUGUCAAGUUUUAGGAAAAUGCCUGGUUUUUGUUUGUUUUGUUUCUCUACUGGGCUGACAUAGACUUGAGAGAUUCAUUUUGGAAGAACAGAUUUUUUUUAUGAUAUGUGUCCCUUUUUUGAUGCUUUAAAUGUAUUUCAAUAAAGCUCUAUAAUCAUUCUCCAUGUCA